Messenger RNA from Colias croceus (clouded yellow), 2424 nucleotides. RefSeq lists its product as uncharacterized. Bases 1454 to 2341 code for a protein of 295 amino acids. The transcript has a single exon. The record is from RefSeq and is a predicted model, not a curated record. Gene Ontology annotation, molecular function: DNA binding. Gene Ontology annotation, cellular component: nucleus. NCBI's taxonomy places the organism in Eukaryota, Metazoa, Arthropoda, Insecta, Lepidoptera, Pieridae.
UAAGCGCCUUAUUCACGGUCCAUUUGGCUGUACGUCCCGCCAAGGUCAUACACGAUGCACGACGCAAAACGACAGUGAAUAGUAUUGACGUACGUAAAUAAUUAUUAUUAUUAUGUUGCUGGAUGUGCACGACCAAUUUUUCAUCCAGCGAGCACCCCCACCACCGCGAACGUCGUGCAGAUGGACAGUGAAUAGCGCGGACGUACUUCAGAGCGGUCCUGCAUCGUGCGUGUUCGAUCUUGAUCUUGAAUAGGCUUGCUGUACAGCAGAUUAGCAUACCUAAUUGAGCUUGUCUUUCACGCAAAUAGCAUGUGUCAACAAAUGGAUCGUGAAACGAUUACGAGGUUUAUUGAAAAAUAUAAGUUGCACAAAUGUUUAUGGAAUGUUUCCAGCGUCGAUUAUAUUAUGCAAAAACAAAAAAUAAUCAAUGCUUGGAUGAAAAAAUUAUUAUAUACGUUUAUGAUACAUUUUUUUCAUCCAAAACCUCUUCCUUUUUCUUUUAUUCUCUUCUGCUGCUGACAAUAUCAGAAGAACUCCCAUUUUUUGGCGUUUUGAUAAAGCAGGUGGCAUUUUCACACAAUAUGCCCUCUCGUUAUCGUUCGAUUUAAAUGCCAUGCUUGAUGCGCGCACGAUCGUCAGUAGGAUACAUCCAGCACCGCAGCCUUGAGGUCACGUACAGCGGGGACGGACCGUGAAUAGGCGCUUAAACUGUGGCUUAAACUUGUUUGUGUUGAUGGGAAAAUUAUUAAAUGAAAAAUUUCAUGCCAUGUCAUAACCACAUCAUAACUAUGAUUUUCCGUCUUCUGUAAUAAUAGUUUUGAUUCCACAUUGUGUUUUCAUUCGUAGGAGUUUAAGCAUGUAAUUUCCAAUAUUUGUCAACUUUAUUUUAAAACUAUGAAUAAAUAAAACACAAAAUAAUGUAGAUAAUUUAUUGUUCUAUUAAUAUCUCUUAUAAUAAAUUAUAAUUCACAAUUUAUUAAUAGACUUAUUUAAAUAUUUAGAGAUAAGUGUAUCUGUACAACGUAAUGUACAAAUGUUCAAUAUGAUAUUUUCUUUAAAAAAAUAAUAAAUAAAAUAUAUGGUGAAAUAUACUAAUGAUUAUAACUAAAAUAGGUACGUAGAACCCCGUUAAGUCGAACCUCGAUAAGUAAAAACCUUGAACUAUCUCGAACAAAGCAACGUUUUAUUUUACAUCCUUUACAACUUGAACAUUGGAAUUUAUUACCUCUAUUGUUCGAACAACAAUAAGUUACCGACUUUAAGAACUUGCCGACAAUGUAAGUACACUAUUGUUUCUGAGAAAACAUUUUAGGAGAAUACGAUAAUAAAUUUAUGACUCACGCAAACACGCUUGCUUGGUGUCAGGUGUUCAAUUUUGAUUUCCUUUCGACUUAAAAAUGUCAGAAGUAGUUUGGUUCUACUGCAAUACACAUCAAUUAGUACAACAGUCAACAUGAGUGCUGUGAAACGUAAACUAAAAACUUUGAGUCUUGCUGAAAAAUUAGAAGUGCUCGAAGCUGUGAAGAGGUGUCAAAAAAAGAAAGAUGUUGCUGAACAAUUUGGCCUGCCAAUGAGUACUCUUUCAACAAUAAUAAAAAAUGAAUCAAACAUCAUAAGAAAUAUACAAAACGGUCAAAGUUUGUCCUGCAAAAGACGACGAAUUGCAGAAUAUCCGGGCUUGGAGGAAUGCUUAUUUAAAUGGUAUGAGGAGUGUCGUAGCCAAAAUAUCAGUGUUAGUGGACCACAGUUACAAGAAAAAGCCCAAAUAUUUUCUAAAACAUUGGGAAUCGUUAAUUUCAGAGCCAGUAAUGGAUGGUUAGAAAAAUUCAAAAAAAGAAAGGACCUUGUUUUUAAAAAAGUUUGUGGGGAAAGUGCAAAUGUCAACAUUAUCGAUUCAGUAGUUCAGAAAACUGAUACUAAUGAUUUAGAUGACAUAGAAGACGUGAAUAAUACAAUUAUCGAUUCAGUAGUUCAGAAAACUGAUACUAAUGAUUUAGAUGACAUAGAAGACGUGAAUAAUACAAUUAUCGAUUCAGUAGUUCAGAAAACUGAUACUAAUGAUUUAGAUGACAUAGAAGACGUGAAUAAUACAAUUAUCGAUUCAGUAGUUCAGAAAACUGAAACUAAUUAUUUAGAUGACAUAGAAGACGUGAAUAAUACAAUUAUCGAUUCAGUAGUUCAGAAAACUGAAACUAAUUAUUUAGAUGACAUAGAAGACGUGAAUAAUACAUGCGCUCCAUGGGUUUCCAUCCAAGAGGCGCGAACCGCAUUGAUAACCUUACGUAAUUUUAUAGAGCAAACCAGUUACUCUAAAGAAGAAUUUUCUGCUCUUUAUAUAUAAGACAAUGAUAUAUUUUUUAUUUUAAAAUGAUUUGAAAUAAUGUUGAUUUAUAAUAAAUAAAAAUAUGUUUGUCACCUCUGCAA